Pyrus x bretschneideri (Chinese white pear) is the source of this 1936-nucleotide messenger RNA. RefSeq names its product LEC14B homolog. The transcript has 10 exons. Lineage: Eukaryota; Viridiplantae; Streptophyta; Magnoliopsida; Rosales; Rosaceae. Gene Ontology annotation, cellular component: Cul4-RING E3 ubiquitin ligase complex. The coding region runs from base 252 to 1676 and encodes 474 amino acids. Gene Ontology annotation, biological process: proteasome-mediated ubiquitin-dependent protein catabolic process. The record is from RefSeq and is a predicted model, not a curated record. Gene Ontology annotation, molecular function: protein binding.
CCACGCCCUGCAUUUAAAACACGUAUAGCUCCACCUUAACUACCUCUCCUUCCACACAAAAUCCAUUCAUGGCGGUGAUCGUUCCACUCUCGGGCUCAGUUGAAAAUCGCACGUCCUUUCUCCUCUCCUCCAAUUCGUAGAGAUCGAAACUCGAUUGGCCACGUUUAACCAUGAUCAGAACUAAAUUACGUUGAUAAUUUGUUAUAAAGGUCCAUUGAGUAGUUGGUAUUGGGUUAAAAUUAGAAAACAAAAUGAGUUACAGAGCGAGGUUUGGUAAAGAUAAUAGCGCCUGUGAUAGCGGAAAUCCUGCUGAAGGUUCCGGUUCAAGUAAAGGACCUGAUGAAGUAUCCAAUGAUUUUGAUCAUGAAAUUGCUCAACUCACUAAGCAUCGAUCAAGACCCCACCGACUUUUGAGCGGGGAUAUGGCUGGGAAGUUGAGGUUACCGGUUUCAACGAUGAAAAUGCUGGCCGGUCGUGAAAGUAAUUAUUCAGGGCGGGGAAGAUUCUCGUUGGCAGAUUGUUGCCAUGUUUUGAGCCGGUAUCUGCCCAUAAAUGGUCCUUGGGGGGUGGACCAGUCCGGAAGUCCUGCUUAUGUUUCUCAAUUUUCGAAUGAUGGUUUGUUUUUUGUUGCUGGAUUUCAGGGAGGCCAUAUUAGAAUAUAUAAUGUUGAAAAGGGAUGGAAGGUUCAGAAGGAUAUCCUGACCAAAAGCUUGAGAUGGACUAUUACCGAUACAUCUCUAUCACCGGACCAACGUUAUCUUGUUUAUGCUAGCAUGACACCGGUUGUCAAUAUUGUGAAUGUGGGAUCUUCUAUGACGGAGUCACUUGCAAAUGUUACGGAAAUUCAUGAAGGUCUGGAUUUUUCUAUUGAAGGCGAUGAGGAUGAAUUUGAAAUUUUCUCAGUUAAAUUUUCAACUGAUGGGCGAGAGCUUGUUGCUGCAAGUAGUGAUGCUUCAAUAUAUGUUUAUGAUCUCCAAGCAAAUAAAGUUAGCCUCCGAAUACCAGCUCACCAGUCUGAUGUAAACACUGUGUGCUUUGCUGAUGAGACCGGCCAUCUCAUAUAUUCUGGCAGUGACGACAACCUCUGUAAGGUGUGGGACAGACGCUGCUUAAUGACGAACGGACAAGCAUCUGGGGUCCUGAUGGGACAUCUUGAAGGCAUUACAUUUAUCGAUAGCCGGGGAGACGGGCGUUACUUAAUAUCAAACGGGAAGGACCAGACAACCAAACUCUGGGAUAUAAGAAAGAUGUCCUCUAGAGCUAUCUACCCUAGGCUUACAGAUUGUGACUGGGAUUACAGAUGGAUGAAGUACCCAGCUCAUGCAAGAACUCUGAAACAUCCAAAUGAUCAGUCAUUGGCUACAUAUAGAGGCCAUUCAGUCCUGCGCACUUUAAUUCGCUGUUACUUUUCUCCAGCAUAUAGUACUGGACAAAAGUAUAUCUAUACUGGCUCAAGUGAUCAUUCCGUCUAUAUAUAUGAUCUGGUAACCGGAGCUCAAGUUGCGAAACUAGAUCAUCAUGAAGGACCUGUAAGAGACUGUAGUUGGCAUCCUCUGUAUCCCAUUUUGGUCAGCUCUUCUUGGGACGGGACCGUCGCCCGAUGGGAAUUUCCUGGUGAUGACCAAGUUCGCACCCUCGUGAGGCCGAAAAUACGCCGGAGGAGAGGCUUCUAUUGAACAAGGCUCAUUGUUUUGCGCUUCACAAGAUGAUUUGGUAUUAUGUUGGUUCAUGAUUUUCGUACCUUCUCUGAAGUUAUACUGCUUUUUUUAAACAACUUUUGCAGUAAUUACAGAGAAAUUAUAAAGUUUAAAUUGGUUCCUGGCAGCUUUGUAACAGCUGUCCGCAUGUAAAAUAUGUAAUUUUAUGUAUUUAAAAUCGAAUUAUUGUAUAAAGUUUCACUAUUGUUCAAAUAAUGUAUUUCAAAUAUUCAUUCCAA